AACAUACAUAGAUAUAUAUAUAAUAAUAAUUAACAAAAUGUCAACACUAGAAUUAGACCCUCAAUUUAUACAAGGUUUAAGAUUAUUACAUUCUACAAAUAAAGAUUCUGCUGAACAAUUAAGAGCACUUUUAGAUGAAGUAAUUAAACAAAAAUAUGGUCCAUCUAAAAUGCUUUCCAACGUGCUACAUAAAAAGUAUAUGAUGGAAGAACCAGUCUUAAGUGACCACAGUAGUAGCAGCAGUAGUAAAAAAAGUAAAAGUUCUUCCAAACAUUCGAGUAAAUCAAGCAAGAACAGUUCGCCUGUUAAUUUACCAGCACGUGAUACUCCACCAGAGAUUAUUCAAUCGGAUGAUACAUUAGCAAUGGAAAUAUUAGAAGAUGAUUUAACUUGUGUUAUUUGUAAAGGAAUGGAUGUUGGUGCAAGAAACAGACUUGUUGAAUGUGUAGAAUGUCAUUCUUUGUAUCAUCAAGAGUGUCACGUUCCACAUAUAUUAGAUUCACAAAUAGACGUUCCAAAGGUCGUUUGGUAUUGUUCUAAUUGUACAAAAGCUCAGACACCAAAAGAAAGAAGUUCUCCAAAGACUGUGAUAGAUAGUAAGUCGAAAGAACCCAAAAAAUCAAAUUCAAGCUCGAAGCACUCAGAAAAAUACAAAUCAUCAUCACAUAAUGUAAAUCAAUCACAACCUAUUAAUAGAAAUAGUUUUCCAUCUGGCAUAGGUGGUGGAACCAAGGUGGUACCCAACAUUCAUAUCAUUAGUGCAGAUAAAAGAUUGAAGGAUAUGAUGAAAAAGGCUAAACAAGAGAAGCGUAGUACUAACAGCAGCUCUAGUUCCAAAAAUUCAUCUUCUACUGCAACUACGAGUUCUUCAGGGAAAUCUUCUCAAGACAAAUCUGUAAUGUAUAAAAUCAAAUCAGGAGUCGAAUGAGUUGUUUUAUUUUAUAACAAAUAUAUAUAUAUAUAUAUAAUG
Molecule: messenger RNA, 970 nt
Organism: Polistes dominula (European paper wasp)
Lineage: Eukaryota; Metazoa; Arthropoda; Insecta; Hymenoptera; Vespidae
Product: integrator complex subunit 12
Biological process (GO): snRNA 3'-end processing
Cellular component (GO): integrator complex
Source: RefSeq, a predicted model, not a curated record